Amphiprion ocellaris (clown anemonefish) is the source of this 5989-nucleotide messenger RNA. RefSeq lists its product as uncharacterized. Bases 178 to 5373 code for a protein of 1731 amino acids. The transcript has 9 exons. The record is from RefSeq and is a predicted model, not a curated record. Gene Ontology annotation, molecular function: structural molecule activity. Lineage: Eukaryota; Metazoa; Chordata; Actinopteri; Pomacentridae.
ACACACCUGAGACAGUAAACACCUGCAGGGCUGCGAGUCUCAGCUACUGGAGGAUGAAGGUAGGAAGGGCAGGAGCCUGAAGAACCUGCGUUUGUGAUCAAGUAAGCAGCAGUUUGUGUGUAAAUCUGCAGCAGGACGGUGGAGCAGCGAUGAAAAGUCAACCAUAGGGCAGCAGAGAUGUUGCAGUGGCAGCUUCUUCGAGGGAGCAGAGCGAACCAGGCGGCUCUGGGUUACCGAGUCCAGCAUGGAGCUGCAGCCUCGGUGCAUUACAGCAGCGUUGCGGCUGCUGCAGCUGCAGCUGCAGCUGCAGCUCCGGUUUGCAGCCGCAGCUUCUGUUUGUCCAGAGAGAAACAAACGAUGCAGCAGCUGAACGGGAGGCUGGCAUCAUACCUGCAGCAGGUGCAGCUUCUGGAAGCAGCCAAUCAGAGGCUGGAACUUCAGAUCCAGGAAGAGCUGAACAGGAAGUGUCCCGGAGAGCUGAGGCAGCUGGACAGACACCUGAGGAGGGUGUCUCUGCUGCAGAACGAGAUUGGUGAUUGUUUCUCGGCCCAGACUCAGGUGAAGCUGCAGCUGCUCGGAGCUCAGCUCGACGCCUUCGACCUCAACGUCAGGUGUGAGAAGGAGCGCGAGCGGUGUGACAAGGCGGAGGCGGAGCUUAGCGGCCUGAGGGAACUGCAGGCAGAGCUAAAGGUCCACAAGUUGCCAGAGUUGCAGAGUCUGUUGGACAACCGAAUGCAGCAUCUGGUAGAGCUGCAGACACAACACCAACAGAAUGUGCAAGUACUUGUAGCUCAAGUGUCUGGGGGCAUUGCCGUGGAGAUGCAGACUGCUGAGUCAUCAGAUCUGCUCCGACAGCUGGAACACCUGAGAACGAGUGUGACGCCGCUCGACAGAAACCCCAACGAGUCCUGGUUAAACACUCAGGUGUCCACACUGAGUUCUCCAGAGGUGACCUUUGACCCGGCCAUGGGGUCAGAUUUGGACCAGGCUGAGGUGAAGGAGCUGAGGAGGACAGCAGCCACUCUGACAGAAGAACUGAUCAGACUGCAGACUCUGAUCUCAGUCUUGGAGGUCUCUGGUCAGGAGCAGUAUGAGUCAUUUGUCCUGCAGCUGGAAGCCCUACAGCAGAGGGUGGACGGCCUUUGCAGAGACCUGGACUCGGUGCGUCAGGCUGCAGCUCAGCAGGCAGCAGACUAUGAUGCCCUGCUGGACAUUAAGAGUCGACUGGAAGCAGAGAUCCAGGACUACAAGAGGCUCCUGGAUGAAAUGAACCACCAAAGGGUUUCAAACCUCAACUUAAACUCCCAGCCUGUGACCACAUCUCCCUGUGUUACAACCAGUCCUUCUACAUUCAGGAGAAAUGUCACAGUGGACGAAACAAUUAGGGUUCUUCAGGGAAAUUUGAGGACCCCAGAGGUUCAGACAGUCUCUAAAGGUUGCAUCCGCACUGUUGAAUUAGCACCACAAUCAGAGAAAGUAACCACAGUCCAGGUAAUGAGGGACGAGAGCGAACAUCUAAAGAACUCAGCAGUAAGAUCAGUUAACACUGCUAAUGUGACACACUCCUCCCAGAGUGUAGGAACUCUUCCAGAAAGUACCGGGACAGAAUCCCUGACAGUUAAAGCCACAGUUGACAAAGAGAGCAACCUAGUGGGAUAUAAAGUCCAUGCCAAAGAUUGUGAUCUGCAGAACACUUUGAUUGUCAAGGCUCAAAUUAGCCAAGGCAUAGACAAGGACGUUUCUGUCAAGGCUUCUCAAACAGAGAUAAUCGCCACUAUGGUUCAUGACAGUAAUGCUGCCGUCCAAACCAAAGUAGAGACUAGUUCAGGAAUUACUAAAACAGAGACAAAGAAUGAAAUAGAGAUGAUCCAAACCAGUCGUCGUGUUGAGCCUGAAGUAAAACCAGAACCACAUUUCAAAACAUCAGAUCCUGGCAAAUCUACAGCUACAGAGGAGACAGAAACUGUGACUUUAGCUCAGAUGGCUCAUAAUGGAGAAAGUGUCCAUGCUAAGAACAAAACACCUGAACAGAUUAUGACUUAUGAGUUGGAAACUACAUCAGAAGUUACUCAGACAUCCAGCGAGGAGUCUGGAUCUCACACUCAUAGGCCAGCAUCAGUUCAGGAUAAGGUCUUUGAUGAGGUAACUCUAAUGGAGGACAAGAGUAUAGUAAUAGAAGGAGAGAAGGAAGAGGAAGUAGUAGAAGCAGAGGGUGUCCCAGGAUUGGGUCAGAGUUUAAUACUGUCCAAGAAAUUUGAGAUAGAAACAGAGGAAGUGGAGGUAAUCAAUGAUACCACUGAGGUAAAGGUGGAACCUAUUGAGUUGGGUAAUGAGUUGGUUGGCUUAGCAGGUAAAGAGGCCUCAAUGUCCACAAAUCUAACCGAGGUUGCUUUGAGUUCCUCCAGCCCUGAGGAGGCUUUGAGUCCAAAAGAAGCUGAUGUAUUAACCAACCCAAGUCCAGAAAUAUGUCUGAGUCCAGUUGAGAACAGUCAAAUAGAGAUGAUCAAAACCAGUCCUCAUGCUGAGCCUGAGAUAAAGCCAGAACCACAUUUUGAAAUAUCUGAUCCUGGCAAACCUACAGCUACAGAGGAGACAGAAACUGUGAUUUUAGCUCAGAUGGAUCCUAAUGGAGACUCUGUCCAUGCUAAGAUGUCCCAGACAUCCAUUGAGGAGUCUGGAUCUCAUACUCAUAGGCCAGCGAAAGUUGAGGUUGAAGUGUUUCAUGAGGUAACCCUGAUAGAUGACAAGGAUGUAGAAAUACAAGGACAAAACCAAGCGGAAGUAGUAGAGGCAGAAGGUGUCCCAAGACAGGGUCAGAAUUCAGCAUUAUCCAAGAAAAUUGAGAUAGAAAUGGAGGUAAUCAGCAAUGCUGUUGAGGUCAAGGUGGACUCUACACAGUUGAGCAAUGAGUUCGUUGGUCUGGCAGGUAAAGAGGCCUCAAUGUCCACAAGUCUAACAGAUUCUGGAGUGGCUUUUAGUUCCUCCAGGCCUGAGGAGGUUCUGAAUCCAAAAGAAGUUGAUGUAUUGACCAGCCCACGUCCAGAAAUGUGUCUGAGUCCAGUUGAGACAGAUGCAAUAAUGAGCAUAACUGAUGAUCAACUGUUUUUCCCAGUUGACCUGGAUGACCAUGUUGGGAUUCCUGAUUUGCUUCUGAAUCCAAAUGACCCAGAAAUGUUUCCUGGCCCAGAUGACUGUGACACAUGUUUGUGUCCAGUCGAGAUUAAUACUUGUCUGAGUCCAAAUGAUGAAGAAGACGGUGAGGACGCAUGUCUUGGUCUAACUGAGGCAAAUGUACAUGUAAGACCAGUUGAGAAGUACACUCUGUCAACAAAAGAGGAAGACCAGUCAUUAACAUUUGAUGGAGCUCAAGAAGGGGACAGAAAUACCAAAGUCAUUAUGUCAGACAGAGAGGGUUUGGUUAUUAGACCAUUUGAAGGUAACAAAGAAAAAGAAGUCAUUUCGAGUGGAACAAGCAUUGGUUCUAGCACUCAGAUGAGCAGGAGUCCAAGUGGUGCGGAGUUUGUAGAUCUAGGUGUUCAGAGUAUCAUCGCAGACAAAGAAGAACAGCUUGGUUUCGGAGGUCUGUAUCCAAAAAGUGUAAGAGAUAUAGAAAAUGGUGUCGCAAGUGAAGAUAAGAAAGAGAGUAUGGAAAGUGAUGAGAUGGUACAGAGAAAAUACGAUAGACAAGUUGCGAAUAAGCCAGGUAAUAGUGAAAGCGUUGGAAGUCCAAAUGAAGACGCCACCUUAAGAAGUGUGGCUAGUAAGUCAAAGGCAACGAUUGUUAGCAGCAAUGAAAACGCACAAGCUGUUACAGCAGGGGGAAGACUUGUACACGGUAGUGGGGAAUGGAUAGUUUAUGGUGGAAGUUUGGGACGUACCAGUACCAGCAACACAGGUGGUGAAGAAAACCAGUCGGUGACCAUGGUCCCUGAAACAAGCCAACCAGAUACAGGGAGGUUUGGCAGUAGAGGAAGUGGGGAGUGGAUGGUUUAUGGUGGUAGUCUCAGACGUAAGAGUAGCCUGGACAGUAGAUCCAGCGAGCAGAAUGAAGGAAUAAUAUCAGGUGACUCAAAGCUUGCAACAAGUGCACCAGAAACAGGGAGACUUGGCAAGAGGGGAAAUGGGGAAUGGAUAGUUUAUGCAGGUAGUCUUGAACGUAAGACCAGCCUGGAUGGUGUCAGUACCUUAUCCAGCAAAGGGAAUGAAGGAAAUCCAUCAGUAGACUCAAAGCUUGCAAUGAGCCCACCAGAGACAGGAAGGUUUGGCAGCAGAGGAAGUGGAGAGUGGAUGGCUUAUGGAGGACAUAAAAGCCGCCUGGCAGGCAGUCAUAGCUUACCCAACAUAGAGACCAAAGAAUACCAAUCAACAGCUAUGAACCUGUCAAAAAGCACAUCAGAAACAGGGAGGCUUAGCAGCACAGGGAGUGGAGAAUGGAGAGUUUAUGGUGGACGUAUAAGCAGCCGGGCUGGCAGCGAUGGUCUACUUAGUGCAGAGAGGGAAGGAAGCCCAUCAGUGGCCACGCAACGAGCAUUCAGCUCACCAGGAGGAGGGAGGUUCGGCAGUGAAGGGAGUGGGGAAUGGAGGGUUUAUGGUGGGAGUACUGGACGUGUGAGCACUGCUACAGGCAACAACGAUGUGAUCAGUCCACCAAGCAGCUGCACAAGAAGUGGAUCAAGACGUAGCAGUGCUGGUAGCGGCAGCAAGCUGAGCUCCAGCUGUGUUGUUAGGCGCAGCAGCAGCGUGGGAAGUGGUGGUAGGUUAAGCAGCUCAGGUAGCGGCGGCAUGCUCAGCAGUUCAACCACGAGUCACAGGAUUAGUGGCUCUGGGAGAUACACUAGCACUGGCAGUGGUGAAUGGAAGCCGGUCUACAGCUCAGUUAGUGGACGGAAGAGCAGUGCAGGGAGCACAGGGUGGCCGACCACCAGCCAAAGAGCCCCGAGUCCUGGCAGGAGGAUGGGGUCCGGUGGGGGCAGCGGUGGGUGGCUGAACAGUUCAGCAGCUGGUGGGAAUCGAAUUAGCGGCACUGGGAGUGGGUCUAAACUCAGCAGUCAGAGUCCAGGGAGCAAUGAGAGAAUCAGCAGCAUAGGUGGAGGAAGAAUCAGCAGCUCCUCAGGGUCAGGGAGGACAAAUAGCACGGGGGGCCGGGUCAUCAGCAGCAGCGACCGGCCAAUCAGGAGCACUGGCAGUGGAACCGGAAGCCACAAGGAGAGAAUCAGCGUUUGUAAGAUGGCUGCGCUGACGAUAUCAGCAGCUGGAAGGAAGAAGAGUAAGGAAAAACAAAAAGAAGAACAGAGAUCGCAAGAGCAACCCCAACAGGCAGCAGCUUCAUCUCCUCUCCUUCAGCGAUGGCUGACCUCAGCUGACCUCAGCUGACCUCUAGGGCCACCAUGACAUCGUGCGUCUCCGACUGGCUAACGGGGCGACGUUAAAACGACCACAUUCACAAUACAAUCUGUCUGAACACAAAUUUGUUAUAGUGAACACAGAACAUUCAUCAGUUUUAAUAAUACAAACAGAAAUCUGAAAAACAACUACAGUUAUCAGGUAAAUGUAGUGCAGUAAAAUGUCCUCAUGAAAGUUAACAGAAAUUAGCUAGAUUAUAGAAAAAUGUACUUUCCACCACUGACAAACACAGUAAAAAAAAUAACAUACUGAGUGCUUCUGAUAUUCACUUUUUUAUCACAAAUAAUCUAGAAUCAUUUUAACAUCAUAAUCAGCAGAUGGACUGUAUUUUAUCCACAGUUUUACCUGGUGUAUUUUUCUGAGCUGUUUUGCAUCUUAACUGGUGUGUUUCUGGUUUAAAGAGAUGUUUUGAUGUCACCACCUUCAGCAUUCAACUCUGUUUCACUUUGAUUUAAAAACCUGAAGCUGAAUUUUGUUGGAUUACUUUCCAUUUUACAUAAUAUGCUGGUGUUGUUUAUCAUAAUAUCUCACUGUGCUGGUGGAUUCUGUACAUUUAUAUCUGAAAUUAAAGCUGGUAUAUAACCUG